AUGAGUCAGAUAAUGAGAGAAUAUAGGAAAAUAUGUUCUAGUGAAGGACAUGAUUUUGUUCAAUUCGCUUUCUUGAAUUAAUCAUGUAAAGCAAUGAGAAUUUAUUGUUUUCAAUGCAUUUAAAAUUAUGAUCAUUUUAUAUGUCAUAAACAUUCAAAGAAUCUAGAUUAACUCUUUGAAAUUUUUAAAUAGAUCAAGAAAGAAAGUGAAAAAUUAAUAGAGAAAAUAUGGUCCUUACAAGAAUCUAUAAUAGAGCUAUUUCUUGAAUUAACUGAAAAAUUGAGAGCAGAAUUUCACUUCUCUAAAUCGGCACUGUUAGAAAUGAAUCCAAAGAAAUUAAGUGAAGCUUUAGAUAAAGUGAUCAAAUAUAAUGAAUUUAAAACAGUUUUUUUAGAGGAUAUUAAGAAUUGUUCAGAUGAUAUGAUCAUUUAAUUAAAUAGAUUAAUUAGCCAAUUUGAAACAUUCUAAAAUUAAGAAAUCCCUCAAUAUAAUUUUAAUAAAAUAGAGUAAUCAAAUGAUUCUUAAGUAAAUAAAAGUAAUUAAGAAUAAGUAGAAAAAUAUUAUUAAUAAGGUAAAGAAUUAUUAAUUAAGGAUAUAAAUUAUUUUAAGAGGAUAACUACGAAGAAGCAAUUAAAUUUAUAAAUCUUUCAUUGCUCAUUAAUCCAAAGCAUCUAAAUUCAUUAUAUAUUAAAGGUAUAAAAAUCAUACUUAAUAAUAUUAGCUGAAAGUUUAAGAAGGUGCAAAGAUUAUGAUGGUGCAAUAAUUUUUGCUGAUAAAGCUUUGAAAAUAGAUUCAAAUCAUGUCAAUUCAUUAUAUACUAAAGGUAUAAAAAUUCUCCAUAAAUAUAUUAGCUGAUAGUUUAAAAUUAUUAGGGGAUUACCAAAACGCCAUUGCAUCAGCUGAUAAAGCUUUGUUAAUAGAUCCAAUGCAUAUCGAUUAUAUACUAAAAGUAUAUAAAUGAUACAUAAAUUUUUAGUUGAGAGUUUAAGAUUAUCAGGGGAUUACAAAGGCGCAAUUAUAUAGGCUGAUAAAUUUUUGUUAAUAGAUUCAAAUAAUACAAAUUUUUUUUAUACUAAAGAUAAUUUUAUAUAUAUAAUAUAGGUGAAUCAUUAAGAAUUUUGAAUAAAUUCGACGAAGCUCUUUAGAUUUUAGAUCAAGCAUUGAAUUAUGAUCCGUCUCAUGAAUUAUGUUUAGCCAGCAAAGGUUUAGUAUAUCUUAUAUAUUUAAGAGCCUGUUUAAACAAAUUUAUUCAUUUUAAUUCUGUAGAUUCAUAAUUAAAAUAUUAAGAAGCCAUUAUUUACCAUUGAAAUCAACCCUCAAUACUCAUGGGCUAAAAGUAGGAGAGGUAAAUUGAAUGUUAUUAUAAAGCUGCAUGCAAAAACAAAUUAAAUAUACAAUAGUGA
This is a messenger RNA of Paramecium pentaurelia, 1403 nucleotides long. The record is from the annotation of a GenBank genome assembly. Lineage: Eukaryota; Ciliophora; Oligohymenophorea; Peniculida; Parameciidae.